AUGGACCAGGAACAGUUGCGUAAACGCAUGUCUCAAAUUGAGCUAGAAAUAGAGGAGAUGAAUAGUGUAAUUGACGAGAAUUUGCAGCUGGGCAAAAUCGAGAAGUUGGACGAAGAAGAAUUGGACAAUAAGGUGGAUGAUGGUAAGAUUGACGAGAGAAAGGAGCUACGAGCCAAAUUUCUGGCCAACUGUGAGCGUGGAACGAGAUCGAGUGGUGAUAAAGAAGGGCAAGAAGCAGGGUCCAAAAAGGAAGAGGUAACGAGUAAAAUGGCGGAUUUGAGUAUGAUUGGUGAUGAGUUUGAGGGACCGAAGCUUUCCAUAAAGUCUGGAAAUGGGUUAGAAGAUGAGAACGAGAAACAGAAGAUUUUUGUGGAUUCUAAAGACAUGGUAAACAGCGAGAUCGAGCCCCAGAAGCUGUCCAUGAAGUCUGGAAACGUGGUAGAGGAUGAUUUCAAAGUACCGGCAAGUCCAAGUGCGAACGAUAAUAAUCUACAACGUCCCAUCCCAACUGGUGAAACAAAGCAGAUACAAGAAUCAUUGCCUCUCGAUACGACCGCAAAAAAACUGAGUGCUCCUAAUGGCUUUGACGAAAAACCUCCAACUCCGGCUAUCACAAAUUCUGGGCCCCUACACGAAUCUUUCGAGGAACAGCCGGAAACUUUCACAAGCCCAAGUAAUUCACCUCAGCCUCAACUACUUCCAAAGACUCGGAAACCCACCGCUGAUCCCUCUGCCACCCAGCCACUCAACACCCCACAGCAGCCCCGUCAUACCUCCAACCCCAGUCCGUUUCGCGUCGUAUCAAUCUCGAAGCAAACAGAACAUGGUCAAGCCCAAAAACUUCAGACUCGCCACCACUACCUUUCCGGAAAGUGUACUAAAUUACAGCGAGAAAUUCAAUAUCUCUCGGAUUUACGAGAUCGUGGAGCUUUGGCACCUGAGGACUCUCGCAAAAUUUCCAGUGCUUUGCAAAAACUACAAGAAUACCUGGAUCGCAAAAACAAGGAACGUUACGAAGUGGGGGUACUAUUAAGCCGACAGCUAAGACGAGAAAUCGAUCGCGGUGAAAAUGGUCAAUUUUGGGUAGGAAAUUAA
This is a messenger RNA of Lachancea sp. 'fantastica', 1095 nucleotides long. The record is from the annotation of a GenBank genome assembly. Lineage: Eukaryota; Fungi; Ascomycota; Saccharomycetes; Saccharomycetales; Saccharomycetaceae.